AUGGACUCGCUGGAUCGUUUGAGCGCCGCCAAGCCGGUGCACAGCUCGGCAUUGGCUAGCGGCAGUAGCCUCCCGCGCAGGGCUCUGGUACACGCUAGUUUGGCAACUGUUGGUAGGCGGGGACGCCACCUGACGGGUACCUUUUGUCUUACCGGAGAUACAAUGGAGGGUAUUAUCCAGUGUCUGGUGUUCCUAAAAGCUUUCUCGUUGGUUGGUGGCGAAUUUGAUAUGGAACUGAACUUUGUUAUUCAAGAUGCCCAAAAUAUACGUCACAUGUUGGAAUUGCUCGAUCACUGCCCUCCAAAUCUGCAAGCGGAGAUUUGGAGCGUUUUCAUUGCCAUCCUGCGGAAGAGCGUGAGGAAUCUGCAGGCCUGUACCGACGUGGGCCUUAUAGAGCACGUCCUCAAGAGACUCCGAUAUGCCGACGCCGUAGUAGCAGAUUUGCUCAUAGAAAUGUUGGGCGUUCUGGCUAGCUACAGCAUCACGGUGAAAGAACUAAAAUUGCUGUUCGGCGCAAUGAAAGCAUCAAAUGGAAAAUGGCCGCGUCAUUCUGCCAAAUUACUCAACGUUUUAAGACAGAUGCCUCAACGGUCCGGCCCCGAUGUUUUUUUCAGUUUUCCCGGAAGAAAAGGAUCGGCGAUAGUGCUUCCUCCGAUGGCGAAGUGGCCUUACGAGAACGGGUUCACCUUUACUACAUGGUUUCGCCUCGAUCCCAUCAAUUCAGUCAACAUCGAGAGGGAGAAACCUUAUUUGUACUGUUUCAAAACGAGCAAAGGCGUGGGAUACACUGCGCAUUUUGUCGGAAAUUGUCUCGUUUUGACGUCAAUGAAAAUCAAAGGCAAAGGUUUCCAGCAUUGCGUCAAAUAUGAAUUCCAACCCAGAAAGUGGUACAUGUUGGCUGUGGUAUAUAUCUACAACAGAUGGACGAAGAGCGAAAUAAAAUGUUUUGUAAAUGGUCAAUUAGCAUCCAACACCGAAAUGGCCUGGUUCGUAUCGACAAACGAUCCAUUCGAUAAGUGCUACAUUGGCGCGACGCCCGAAUUAGAUGAAGAAAGGGUAUUUUGUGGUCAAAUGUCGGCGAUAUAUCUCUUCAGCGAAGCCUUGACAACUCAUCAGAUUUGUGCUAUGCACAGAUUAGGUCCAGGAUAUAAGAGUCAAUUUCGAUUCGACAAUGAGUGCAGUAUUAAUUUGCCAGACAAUCACAAAAGGGUGAGUGACAGUAUUACGGAUAGAAACCAAAGCAUGCUGAUUAUUACCGCAGCUGAUGCACGAACAGUAUUGUACGACGGCAAACUGUCAAGCGCCAUCGUGUUCAUGUACAACCCAGUUGCCACCGACACACAGUUAUGUUUGCAAUCAGCUCCUAAGGGAAAUAUAUCCUACUUCGUGCACACUCCCCACGCACUCAUGUUACAAGAUGUGAAAGCUGUGAUAACGCACUCCAUCCAUAGUACUUUAAACUCAAUUGGAGGUAUACAGGUUCUGUUCCCCUUGUUUUCUCAACUAGACCUACCCUACGAAUGCAAUGGCUCAACUGACAUCAAAAGGGAUCCCACGCUUUGGUAA
Molecule: messenger RNA, 1566 nt
Organism: Sitophilus oryzae (rice weevil)
Lineage: Eukaryota; Metazoa; Arthropoda; Insecta; Coleoptera; Curculionidae
Product: neurobeachin-like
Exons: 12
Coding region: 1-1566 (521 amino acids)
Source: RefSeq, a predicted model, not a curated record